AAAGGUGGCAAGCAAAGCGCCCACUGGUUUCGCUGCAGUGAUUCGAGAUCUCAAAGAUAGUUGCUUGCUCGGAUAUCAAGCCAAUCUGUAAGGUCAGGCUGUGCCUGCCAAUGAACAUGAAGAGAACAAUUGUGUUCCUUUACAUUGUUGCAACUGUUGCGGCAGCCCCACUAUUGCAGCAUGCUCAAGACACUAACAAUACUAUUGGACAAAAUCAGAUUGCGUCAAGUACAGGUCAAAACAGAGAGCAUGUUGGCACAGAAAACUAUGGGAACUUUUAUGAAACUGAAAAUCAUGGAAGGAACCUUGUAAAUACCAAUUGCAUCACAAGAGGAGAUAGUACUGUUGGCCUUGAAGACUGUAAACCAGCAGAAGCUCUCUCCAAUGCCAAUGUAACCAACAGAGAUGCUCAUUCUGUGAAUUCUAUUGGAAAUGGGCUUGGUGAAGCUGAGACUAACCCUAGUAAUGUAAGACCAAGAGAAGGUAAAGAAGACUUGUCUGCUGAGACAAGUAUUAUUGGAAGGGAAACUGUGAAAGACAACUUAGAAAACAGGGAUGUUGGUGGCAAUGAAUGGAAUACCAACAACACAGCCCAGGAAGACAUUUCUGGACUUGUUCAAAAUGAUGUGAGCAACCAUGAAGAAAAUGCAAACAUCAUUAAACCAGUUGAGGAAGGAUAUAUUGAUGUUACAGGAUAUCAGAGCAGUCAAGUUCAGAGUCUAAACAGCACAGAUGGAUAUUGGCAUAUAAGUACGGGGCUUCAGAAUAUCUCUGAGGGAAGAUCAGUUCAAGAAGAAAGUACAAACUGGACAGACAUCCUCGAAGGUGGCAGUGGUAUUGAUGGAAACACAGAUGAAGAAGGCUCCAGUGAUGGCUUGGGAACUGGACAAUCAGGAGGAACAGUGAUUCUUGGAGAAAAUGAGAGUGAAAAACAUAGUAAUGGGAGCAGUGGUCCAAGUUGUGAUAACAUUCCAAAUGGGGGAAGAGAGGGCAAAAGAGGCAACAUGAAUAAUUCUCUCAAUACCCAAGAUGAUGAAAACAUGAGCACAGGAAAUGCAAAUUUAUGCCUUGAAAAGAAAAGAGACGAGGGCCUGGAAAGUAACAGUACAGCUGUAAACAAUGACACUGUAGGUAAUGGCAAUGUGGAUGAAACUGGAAAUAAUACAAUCCCUGACAACAGAAUGCCCACAGAUGGGCUUAAUAAUACGACCAGCUCUGAAGAGGCCAGCAGGCAGAGGACUGAAGUCAGGGAAGAUCAAGCAAACAGCAGUGGUGCUAAAGAUAACAGUGAAAGUGAAAGCAACUCUGUUUAUAGUGUGAGUGAUGAGCUCAUGCAAGGGGAUGAACCCAAUGAAAGCCAAGUCUCUGAGAACAGCAGCCAGCAAGAUCUCUCUGCUGAUGCAAGCAAUGAGGAACACUCAGAAGACACAUCUCAGGGAGAGGGGAACCAAAGUACUGAAGAAAAUGAGAGUGAGAUGUCUGAGAGCAAUGGGCAAGACAGUAACAGUCAACCAGAGAGUGGUGAGGAUGGCAAUGAGUCUGGUGGCCAGGCAGUUAGCAGUGAGAGUGGCAGCCAACCAGACAGCAGCCCAGAUCAAUCUGGAAGCAGCAGUGAGAGUGACAGUAAUUCUGAGAGCAGCAGUGAGAGUGACAGUGAUUCUGAGAGUAGCAGUGAGAGUGACGGUGAUUCUGAGAGCAACAGUGAGAGUGACGGUGAUUCUGAGAGCAGCAGUGAGAGCAAAAGUAAUUCUGAGAGCAGCAGUGAGAGUGACAGUGAUUCUGAGAGCAGCAGUGAGAGUGACAGUGAUUCUGAGAGCAGCAGUGAGAGUGACAGUGAUUCUGAGAGCAGCAGUGAGAGUGACAGUGAUUCUGAGAGCAGCAGUGAGAGUGACAGUGAUUCUGAGAGCAGCAGUGAGAGUGACAGUGAUUCUGAGAGCAGCAGUGAGAGUGACAGUGAUUCUGAGAGCAGCAGUGAGAGUGACAGUGAUUCUGAGAGCAGCAGUGAGAGUGACAGUGAUUCUGAGAGCAGCAGUGAGAGUGACAGUGAUUCUGAGAGCAGCAGUGAGAGUGAAAAUAGCAGUAGCAGUGAGAGUGAUGGGGAAUCUGAGAGUAGCAGUGAGAGUGAAAGCAGCAGCAGCGAAAGCAGCAGCAGCGAGAGUGAAAGCAGCAGCAGCGAAAGCAGCAGUAGUGAGAGCGAAAGCAAUUCUGAUAGCAGCAGUGAGAGUGAGAAUGAUAGCAGCAGCAGCGAAAGUGAGAGUGAAUCCGACAGCAGCAAUGAAAGUGAAUCUGAGAACGGCAAAGAAAAUGACAGCCAAGCUGGUAGCAGUGAAAAUGAGACCAAUUCAGAGACUGAAAGUGAGGGGGAAGAUGAGCCAGCAAGCAACGAGAGUGAAAAUAGUUCAGCAAAUCAAUCCAAUGAUACUGUCAGCAACAGUGCUGCUGAUACUAGUGAUGAUGAAUCCACAGGAAGUGAGGCGAGUGACAGCAGGGUUCAGUCUGAAGCCAUGGACAAUGAAAAUGAUUCCAUAAGUGAAGGCAGUGAGAGCAAUGACUUGACCAGUGAUUACUAACCUAAAGGGAAGAAAGACCAAAUGAAUCCACCUUACAGCAAUGAUGGCAGAGAAUGGGUGAACAAGUGAAUAUAUAGGAGCAAAGAUAAUAUUCUUAAGCACAUGACUCCACAAAAAUAAGGUCAAAGUGGUUUAAGAAAAACACUAGGUGAAAAGGUGCAAUUUUAGUCCCAUUUUGUCCUGAAUGAUGGAAUAUAAAUUUAAUACAUAAAUAAAACAUAUGAGCAGUAACAUUUUCAAGUACAGUGUUCCCUCACCUAUCUCAGGGGUUACGUUCCAGGCCCACCCGCAAUAAGUGAAAAUCCGCGAAGUAGGGACACUAUAUUUAUUUUAAUAUUUAUACAUUAUUUUAGUAGUUAUACACUAUUUUAAGUCUUUAUCAACCAAUUGUGUGUUGACAAAUCGCCUCCUUUUCCUCUUGUCGCUUGGGCUCCUUUUCUCUCCCUUCGGCUUCUCCUUCCUCCUUUCCUUAGGCUGUAAAUUGUAAUUUAUUUACGAUUUAUAAUAUUCUUUUAUAGUUUAUUGAAAAAUCGCGAAACAGCAAAUCCGUGAAAAGUGAACCACGAAGUAGUGAGGGAACACUGUACUAUAAUUUGUUUUAGCAUUAAAUUAAAUUAAAUUUUUGUGCAAUGGAUACAUGAUUGUUGAUAAGCAGAGGUCACACAACCCCAAUAUUUAAUAUACAAUUUCAUACACCAAAGAUCAAGAUUGUUUGAUGGCUUGCAUGUAUGAAUGAGCCAUUGUGAAAUGCCUGGUAAAAUCGCAUUCUUCUGUCGUCUUUGCACCCUUCUUUAACAUUGUGGUCCCAACAUUAUACUCCUAAAAUCAAUGUGCCCCAUGUGUAAAUUGUAAAAUAAAUUAUUAUUUUUUCACUUUGUCAUAUGAUUUUUUCCCUUUAAAAAAGAAGUUGAUUUGGUUUCUACUCUGUCUUGAAAAUAAAACAAACAUUUGAUACAA
Molecule: messenger RNA, 3527 nt
Organism: Anolis carolinensis (green anole)
Lineage: Eukaryota; Metazoa; Chordata; Lepidosauria; Squamata; Anolidae
Gene: dspp
Product: dentin sialophosphoprotein
Exons: 5
Coding region: 111-2570 (819 amino acids)
Source: RefSeq, a predicted model, not a curated record